This is a messenger RNA of Penicillium mononematosum, 1713 nucleotides long. Its product is annotated as Hsp70 family protein. The record is from RefSeq and is a predicted model, not a curated record. Lineage: Eukaryota; Fungi; Ascomycota; Eurotiomycetes; Eurotiales; Aspergillaceae. Bases 1 to 1713 code for a protein of 570 amino acids. Gene Ontology annotation, molecular function: ATP binding; ATP-dependent protein folding chaperone. The transcript is spliced from 13 exons.
AUGACGACCCUAGAGGAACGGCCAAAACUUAUAGUGGGUGUUGACUUCGGAACAACCUUCAGCGGUGUUGCCUGGGGAUUGGAAGACUGCCCUGAUGAUAUCGAGCUCAUUCAGACAUGGCCAGGGGUGGCAACAAAAGUCCCAACCAUAUGUUCCUACGACAACGAGCGCAUGAAAUGGGGUUAUCAGACUGACCAGUCGAUCCAUCCGGGCAAGCACCAGCGGCUCAUCCAAGGAGUCAAGCUUUUGCUAGAUGAGAGUCAGAAAUUCCGCUACCUACCUGCCAGUGACUCUCAAGACAUUAUCAAAGACCUCAAUAAAACGCCCGUGGAGGUUGCUGGGGACUACCUGGGAAAAGUAGUCGCACACGCUAAGGAUGUCUUGACGCGUCGCUUUGGAACUGCGCUCCAGACCAUGGACUUGGAAUAUAUCCUUACUGUCCCUGCUGUGUGGUCUGACAAAGGCAAAGACUAUACUAGGCAGGCGGCACAACGGGCGGGUGUACCUCCAGCAAGUUUAAGACUCUUGUCCGAACCUGAGGCGGCUGCGGUUUGUGCAAUUCGAACAAUCCAACCGAAUACAAUCUCGGAAGGCGACUGCCUGAUUGUCUGCGAUGCGGGGGGUGGAACCGUGGAUAUCAUUACCUACCGCGUCAAGCAAACCAACCCCUUGAGGUUUGAGGAAGCAACGAAGGGAACUGGUGCUGUUUGCGGCUCAGUGAUGCUCGACGAGCGGUUCGAUGCGCUUAUCAAAAGAAUCAUUGAGAAAGAAUCGAAUGAGCCACUCCCACAGUCUACAGCAAGGGCUGCACGGAAGUACUGGCAAGACUACAUUAAGCCUGGCUACACAGGUCCUCUCGACGAUGAUGAGAUGUGUGAGCUUGGAUAUUGGAUCCCUGUUCCGGGGUUUUGGGGAUCCCAAACCUCGAGCUUAGUGAGGGGUACUUAUAUCUCGACAGACCAAGUGAAAGAAAUCUUCGAUCCUAUCAUUCGGCAGAUAGAGAAACUCGUCGCCAAGCAGAGGGAGAGCGUCAAGGAAGCAGGCUUUUCAACCAAGGCUAUUAUUCUAGUCGGAGGCCUUGGUGCCUCGGGCUAUCUCUACAAGCGCUUACAGGCUGCUUCUGACGGCAUCCAAAUCAUGCAGCCCCCAAAUGCAUGGUCUGCUGUUGUUCGGGGUGCUGUUAUUCGUGGACAAGAAGGCAACCAAGUAGAGAGUCGCGUUGCCCGUUGCAACUAUGGCGUUCAGAUGAGAGUCAACUUUGAUCCUAAAAAGGACCGCGCAGAUGAACACCUCGUAUGGUGUCCUUAUGAAGAGGAAUGGAUGUUGGAGCGGCGUAUGAGAUGGUAUAUCCUCAAAAAUUAUGACUGCUUAACGGACUUUAAGGGAAAAUCCGUCGCCGAGAGCGAGCCAAUAAGGAUGAACUUCUACCGUGUGGUUGGCAUUGGCCAGUCCUUUGUAUUUCACGACAACUUGGCGUUUAGCCACGCAAACACAGCUCCUAAAGUUACUGACUCUGGUGUCACGAAACUGUGUGAGCUGGAGGCAGAUCUGAGUAGAAUCCCGAAAGAGCUUUUUACAAAGAAAACCAACUCCAGAGGGAAGCAAUUUUACCAUGUCAGCUACGACUUGGUCCUGACGCCAACUUCCGCAUCACUAUUGUUUGACCUACAAUUCAAUGGUGUCUCCUAUGGAAGUGUGAGAUCUCGCUAUUGA